This is a messenger RNA of Amoebophrya sp. A25, 473 nucleotides long. The record is from the annotation of a GenBank genome assembly. Lineage: Eukaryota; Dinophyceae; Syndiniales; Amoebophryaceae.
UCUAGAAGAACAGUUGGUAUGUGGAUGAAGAUUUCGUGAGCUUGAUACCGAGAGAUACAGAUAUUUUCCACAUCGUGUGAAAGAAAUGAUGAAGACGCUUGUCUGUCGUUCGAUCCUUUGAUGUCGCAUCCUUGGUACUGCUUGCUUCGACCAGAGCGGGCUUUGUUGCUCUUGUCACGUUGAACACCCGGCAGAUUGAAAGAAAUCAACUUCGCUGCAGCAGCUGCAGCUACGAACGCAUUAUCUUCCCUUGAGCUUGUUGCUUUGGCUUCUUCUUUUACUCCGUACCCGUAGGCAGGAGGUUGCGCAUCCUCCAGAAGAUGACAGAGGGAUCGUCAUGGGGAGCUACCGCCGAUGCGGGGAGCUAUGCCGCUCAGUGGCCGUCAGGGAGUCAACAAUCGGUUGCUUCAGUAUCACACAGACCUCCAACGGCAACGCCACCAGCACCUCCUGGAGCUGUCGUGUAUACCGCG